Molecule: messenger RNA, 1320 nt
Organism: Phalaenopsis equestris
Lineage: Eukaryota; Viridiplantae; Streptophyta; Magnoliopsida; Asparagales; Orchidaceae
Product: mitochondrial uncoupling protein 3
Biological process (GO): transmembrane transport; response to cold
Source: RefSeq, a predicted model, not a curated record
CCACAGACGGCAGCAGGAUCAGGUCUACGGGUCGCAUUUAACAUAUGGAGAACGGGAGGCGUAUUAGGGUUUUACGAUGGUCUGGCUCCCGCUGUUCUCCGCCACCUAUUUUACACGCCGAUCCGCAUAGUCUGCUACGAGAAUUUGCGGAACCUCGCUGGCUAUUCUGUUGCCGGGAGAGCUUUUGCUGGUGGAGUCUCUGGCACCAUAGCACAGGUUCUGGCAAGCCCCGCUGACCUCAUUAAGGUGAGGAUGCAAGCAGAUGGUCGCCUCGUCAGCCAAGGACUCCCUGGCAGAUACACAGGAAUCAUUGAUUCCUUCAAUAAAAUCAUUCGAAAUGAAGGUGUAUUGGGACUGUGGAGGGGUGUGUUUCCUAAUGCUCAAAGAGCUUUUCUGGUGAACAUGGGGGAACUUUCAUGCUAUGACCAAGCUAAACGCUUCAUCAUCAACCAUGAAAUUUGUGAGGAUAAUGUUUUAGCACAUACCAUGGCUUCAGUUGCGUCUGGCCUCUGUGCAACUACCUUAAGCUGUCCAGCCGAUGUGGUCAAGACGAGAAUGAUGAACCAAGCUUCAUGCAAGGCGUGUGAUAAAAUUUAUAGAACUUCUUAUGAUUGUUUGGUGAAGACGGUGAAGUUUGAAGGCAUAAUGGCAUUGUGGAAGGGCUUCUUUCCCACAUGGGCGAGGCUUGGGCCCUGGCAGUUCGUGUUUUGGGUUUCUUAUGAGAAAUUACGCCAAAUUUCUGGAUUUUCUUCAUUUUGAUAGAGAUGGCAGGGUGGAUUCAACCUAUAUUCUUUUCCAACAUGGUUUGAUUAUGAUCAGAAGCAUCUAAGAGAUUCAGUUGAAAAGGAGAAGAGUUGCCUUUUACCUGCGCGGAGAUGGUGAAAGGUGCCGUCGGCGAAGGCGCCAACUCUGCUUUUAACAUUACAAGUCUUAUUCUUUUAUGGAAGAUGAGGAUCGGCACAGAACAACAGAAUGUUUUUUUACGUUUGUGAGGGGAUGUUCCAUGACGCCUUCUACACUGUUCAUCUCUGAGUAAUCCCCAUACUUUGUUGUUUUUAAAGCAUCUGAAGCGUACUGCUGCAGCCAUUCCUGUGGUCCAAGAAUUUAUGUGGACUCAGCUGAACUCAUUUUAUGCCAGAAGACGAUGCUGCUUCUGUAGCAUGAUACCAACAGGACUUUCUGGUGAGAAAAUUGGGGGAGCACAGAAUGGAUUUGUAAGUGUCUUUUUUUAAUCAUUUUUGUUUGUUGUUUUGUGUUGGAUUAUUAUGGUGUGCGACAUGAGGUGAGGUGUUUUGUUAUGAUUGUAAUUAGUAAAGCUGA